This is a messenger RNA of Coregonus sp. 'balchen', 28835 nucleotides long. The record is from the annotation of a GenBank genome assembly. Lineage: Eukaryota; Metazoa; Chordata; Actinopteri; Salmoniformes; Salmonidae.
AUGGCAACUGGCAAUGGCAACUGGAUAAAAUAUGAUAUGAUAUGCGUGGAGAGAAGGGGCAAGGUGCGUUUUCUGUGUGCUGUUGCUAUCAGAAAACGUUGGGGAGGGUGCAGUGUGUGUGUUCGUGUGUGCUACACAGUUCAGAAAUCCUCACGUGGCAUAUUCUACUAGUGAAAACUUGUCAUUAUCAAAUGUAUAGCAUAGUUAAAGGGCCUACAUGCAAUAAUUGAAUGGAAUAUAAAUAUUAUAAUAAUUUGUCAGAGCUCACACCACCCACAUCUCAGUGCUUUAGAUCAGGGUUUCCCAAACUCUGUCCUGGGCCCCCCCUGUGUGCACAUUUAGUUUUUUGCCCUAGCACUACACAGCUGAUUCAAAUAACCAACUCAUCAUCAAGCUUUGAUCAUUUGAAUCCGCUGUUUAGUGCUAGAGCAAAAAAACUAAACGUGCACCCGGGGGGCUACCCAGACGUCCCAAGACUUGCAUCCAACAGGAAUAAACUUAGUGUGCCUCUCAGCCUCAGACAAAAGACUCACUUCCGCCCUGGUUUCUGUCCACCUUUCUCAGUGUGCUUUCACAAGAGGUGGCCUGAAGUGUGUUGAGAAAGGUUUAGAGAGUGUGGUGACUCAAGUCUACACAUUGUAUCUGUGUGUGUCAUAACCAACUCCUUCCCUUGUCCUUCCCCCAGAGUGGUGGUCUUGGUCCAGCUGUGGCGGUAGUCAUGGCGACCCCAGGCUACACAGAAGAGCUCCAGCCGGCCCCCCAGCGCAACGCUGUCACCAUAGCAACACAAUCAGCCACGCCCUCCCGCUCCACGCCAACCCAGUUCAACCAGUCAGUGUCCAUCGUCUCCACAACCGGACAGGACAAACCUCCUGCUCAAACCACGCCCACCAAGGCCCAGAACCAGAAGACAGUGGUUCUGGCCACGCCUUCUCAGACUCAGUUUGUUACCACGGAGAUCCAGAGUUCUGCCACUCAGCAUAGUAACGGACAGAGUUCCACACCACAGUACAUCGUAGUAACCGUUACAGGUGAGGCGUAAACACGCUCUCUCUCUCUCUCUCUCUCUCUCUCUCCUCUCUCUCUCUCUCUCUUUCAGAUGUGUGUAGUUGACAUGAUGAAACAUGUCUAUUCUACCAUAGCCACACCUUCCUCUCCUGACAACUGUUACCAUGGUUAUCUACCAGACCUGUAGGACAGGCUCUCUGAGGUCCGGGUUGGCCUGUUUUACUAACCCAAUGGAAACCUAAAAACACCAUUGUAAUUGAACCUGUAUUAGGCCAUUUAGCAGACACUUUAAUUAAAAGCAACAGAGACAUUUUAGUGGCCCCAGCGGGCUUUGAACCCACAACCCUUGGGCCACAGUGUCAUGCCAACUGGUCCACCUUUAAGGAAAGGGGAAUACCAAGUCAGUUGUACUGAAUGCAUUCAACUGAAAUGUGUCUUCCGCAUUUAACCCAACCCCUCUGAAUCAGAGAGGUGCAGGGGGCUUCCUUAAUCGACAUCCACGUCAUCGGCGCCCGGGGAACAGUGGGUUUUUACCUUGUCAGCUCGGGGAUUCGAUCCAGCAACCUUUCGGUUACUGGCCCAACGCUCCUACCCGCCAGGCUAACUGUGCUGUAGGAGUGAAAUACUGGCAUAUGGCAAACCUUUCUACUACUAAUCUCGGAAACUCAGAACAAAAAUCUUGUUUACGUCAGAUGCUCGAUUAAAGUUCUGUCCACUAGAGAUUAUUCUACUACCUACCAUCAGUAGGCCUGUACGCUACCUAACAGUCUUUGGGACAGGACGUUUGUGUACGAUUUUAUUUAUUUAUUUAAAAACACAAUUCCACCACACACAUGGAUGUGCAUUUAAAAUCAUCGAGGACAACACAAUAACGUUUUAACAACGUAUUUCCAUUGUAGUCCCACAGUGUACUGUAAAGUUGACAGAGUAGUUAACAGACAUACUGUGUGGGGUUUAUUUGCAGGGUGUCUAUUAGUAGAGCAGCAGCUAGCCUGUCAGCCUGCCAGGGUGUUAGUAUCAGGUAACACUGGUGUCCCCUGGCCUGGCCUGGUCCACUCACACCACAGAGACAGACACACACUGGUGUCCCCUGGCCUGGCCUGCUGCACUCACACCACAGAGACAGACACACACUGGUGUCACCUGGCCUGGCCUGCCCCACUCACACCACAGAGACAGACACACACUGGUGUCACCUGGCCUGGCCUGCUCCACUCACACCACAGAGACAGACACACUGGUGUCACCUGGCCUGGCCUGCCCCACUCACACCACAGAGACAGACACACACUGGUGUCACCUGGCCUGGCCUGCCUCACUCACACCACAGAGACCGACACACACUAGUGUCACCUGGUCUGGCCUGGUCUACUCACACCACAGAGACCGACACACACUAGUGUCACCUGGUCUGGCCUGCUCUACUCACACCACAGAGACAGACACACACUAGUGUCACCUGGUCUGGCCUGGUCCACUCACACCACAGAGACCGACACACACUGGUGUCACCUGGCCUGGUCUGCUGGACUCACACCACAGAGACAGACACACACUGGUGUCCCCUGGCCUGGCCUGGUCCACUCACACCACAGAGACAGACACACACUAGUGUCACCUGGCCUGGCCUGCUCCACUCACACCACAGAGACACACACACUGGUGUCACCUGGCCUGGCCUGGUCCACUCACACCACAGAGACAGACACACACUGGUGUCACCUGGCCUGGCCUGCUGGACUCACACCACAGAGACAGACACACACUGGUGUCGCCUGGCCUGGCCUGCUGCACUCACACCACAGAGACAGACACACACUGGUGUCACCUGGCCUGGCCUGUUCACUCACACCACAGAGACCGACACACACUAGUGUCACCUGGCCUGGCCUGCUUUACUCACACCACAGAGACAGACACACUGGUGUCACCUGGCCUGGCCUGCUUUACUCACACCACAGAGACAGACACACUAGUGUCGCCUGGCCUGGCCUGCUGCACUCACACCACAGAGACAGACACACUGGUGUCACCUGGCCUGGCCUGCUGCACUCACACCACAGAGACAGACACACUGGUGUCACCUGGCCUGGCCUGGCCUGUUCUACUCACACCACAGAGACAGACACACUGGUGUCAACUGGCCUGGCCUGCUUUACUCACACCACAGAGACAGACACACUAGUGUCGCCUGGCCUGGCCUGCUCCACUCACACCACAGAGACAGACACACUAGUGUCGCCUGGCCUGGCCUGCUGCACUCACACCACAGAGACAGACACACUAGUGUCACCUGGCCUGGCCUGCUCUACUCACACCACAGAGACAGACACACUGGCCUGUUCCACUCACACCACAGAGACAGACACACACUAGUGUCACCAGGCCUGGCCUGCUCCACUCACACCACAGAGAUAGACACACUGGUGUCACCUGGCCAGGCCUGUUCCACUCACACCACAGAGACAGACACACACUAGUGUCACCUGGCCUGGCCUGCUCUACUCACACCACAGAGACAGACAGACACUAGUGUCACCUGGCCUGCUGCACUCACACCACAGAGACAGACACACUGAUGUCCCCUGGCCUGGCCUGCUCCACUCACACCACAGAUACAGACACACACUAGUGUCACCUGGCCUGCUGCACUCACACCACGGAGACAGACACACUGGUGUCACCUGGCCUGGCCUGCUGCACUCACACCACAGAGACAGACACACUGGUGUCGCCUGGCCUGGCCUGUUCCACUCACACCACAGAGACAGACACACUGGUGUCACCUGGCCUGGCCUGCUCCACUCACACCACAGAGACAGACACACUGGUGUCACCUGGCCUGGCCUGCUCCACUCACACCACAGAGACAGACACACUGGUGUCGGCUGGCCUGGCCUGCUCCACUCACACCACAGAGACAGACACACUAGUGUCACCUGGCCUGGCCUGCUCCACUCACACCACAGAGACAGACACACACUAGUGUCACCUGGCCUGGCCUGCUCCACUCACACCACAGAGACCGACACACGCUAGUGUCACCUGGUCUGGCCUGGUCCACUCACACCACAGAGACCGACACACACUAGUGUCACCUGGUCUGGCCUGGUCCACUCACACCACAGAGACCGACACACGCUAGUGUCACCUGGUCUGGCCUGGUCCACUACUCAACACCACAGAGACAGACACACACUAUAGUGUCCACCUGGUCUGGCCUGGUCCACCUCCAGCAACACAGAGACAGACCACACUGGGACCAGAGAUACAACUCUCUCUCUCUCUCUCAGUAUUCAUCACGCACUAGUAACAUGUAGAUAGAGAUGGGGAAAAGACAGUGACAGGAAGAGUAGAGUGGAGGGAUCACCAAAUAUAUGAACAGUAAUAAAUCACAAAAGUCAACAUUUUGCUCUGUCCACCCUCCCUCUCUUCCAUCCCUCCCACUAUCUCCUCACCUGAUACCUGUGUUUAUAUGAUGGGGGGAUUGUUCCCUCCAUCUAGGGAGAUUAACUGUCCAAGGCCUCCCCCUGCCUGCAUCAUAUAAGGAUGGAGGGGAGAGAUGGCCAGCCCUCUGUCCUCUCUUCAUCUUUCCAUCUCUCUCUCCGUCUGUCCUAAGAGCUAUGUUCUACAGUAACUGCUGUUUAUUAGUUUGGAGAACAGAGUUAUCGGGGGAGGAAGGAAAGAGAUGGGGCAGGGGGGAAGGAGGGGGAGGUUGGGGAGGAGGUAUAGGGGAGGAAGGGUAGCAUAGGAGAGGGGAUAUUGUAGCGAGUGAUAAUGCAAACGCUGACAGAAGGCUAAAAGGGAGAUGAUCUAUACUCUCUAUAGGGUAUCGGUCUAGGGAUAGGGACGAUUCUCUGUAAUUCUCUAUAUAUAUCUCUCUCUCUCUUCUAUCUCUCUCUCUCGUCCCGCAACACAAACUCUUUCUCUCUCUCUAGUAUUUCUUUAUCUCUAUCUAUCUAUCUCAGCUCUCUCUCUCUCUCUCUCUCAUAGCUAUACUCUAUCGAUCUCUUCAACCAACCUAUGUCUCUCUCUAUCUAUCUAUCUAUACUAUACUAUCUCUCUCUCCCCGCCACCUCUUCCUCUACUCUAUCUCUCUCUUCUCUCCAUAGAGGGUUCUCUCCAUUCUAGUGACAGUGUAUCAGAGUCCAGUCCUCCAGUAGCUGUGUUUCAGACAGGGGUCCCCACCCAGGUAGUACAGCAGACCACCCAACAGGUACGCUACAGACACACACACACUCGCUCAUACACACACUGACACACCAACCCACCAACACCACAAACCACACACACACAAGACACAAUCGGACAGACACAUCAAAUAAUGGAGGAGGGAGGGCAGGGGGGGAGGGAGGGAGGGAGGGUGGGAAGGAGGGAGGGUGGGGCGGCUUGGCGGAGGGAGACUCGUUGGGGGAGGAGGAAGGGGUGUUGUGGAGAGUGAUGGGGCGACGUUCGUAAAAGAGAGGAGAUGUGGUUCCUUGUGGUGUGUUCAUUUGAAGUCGCCUGAGCGAAAUGAACCUGAAAGAUGUUACUUCUUUGUCUCUCCCUGGGUGCAGCAGAAGUAAGGGGGAAGAAGGCAGGGCAGGGAUGGGAGGGGGAGAAGAAGAGGAGGACUACCACUCGCCGCGCGACCAGGGGAGGAGGGACGACACAAACACAAACAAACACAAAAAGGACACACCCAGACACACAUCCACAUCACAAACCAACACACACAAACACACACACACACACACAGACACACAAAAAAAUAAACAAACAAAAAAACAAAAAAAAACACACAGACAAAAACAAAUAAAAAAAAAAAAAAACAAAAAGAAAUGACAACAACACAAAACAAAAAACACAACAACCAAACAAGAAACACACAAAACAAAAACAAAAACAAAAAGAAAAAAAAACAAAAAAAACACACACAAACAAACAAACACAACAAACAAACAAACAAAAAAAAAACAACACGGUAAUACCAGGAGAGGGGUAUUUUUGCUCACAGAACGCGAGCACAUUUCACUCCUCACUCUCUCUCGCCAUCCCCCCAGCCACUACGAUACAUCUCGCCCUCUAGCCAGGCUCCGAGAUCCCGCUCGAACGCGAUCCCGCUCGUCACUCUCUCACUAGAGACGCGAGCAUAUAUCCUCCCUGCCCUCGAUGCCCUACGACAGGAGAGACAGCGCGACACCGCAUAUCCAUCGAUCCCGCUUACCCUGCACAAUCCCUCGUCUCCUCCCUGCACACUCUAUCACGCCCUCCUCUCGCAAUUUAGCCAUCCAUGCCCGCUAUCCCUCAUCUCCCUCUUUAUCCAUCUCUCCCUCCUCGCCCACUCUCUCCCUCUCUCCCUCUAUCCCUUAUCCCUCUCUCCCUCUAUCCCUCCCUCCAGUCGUUUGGCAGCUACCCGUAUCUUCCGACUCCCCCCUCUACUCCCAGACCCCUCCCUCUUCCUCCUCUUCCUACUACGAAGCCCGCCCACCUCGGGGGGGUCACAGGUCACUAACUCAGUGACCUCACAAGCAGUCUCCAUAAACCGCGGCACGGAGGAGUAGGGAGGGUUGGAAGUGGUUUACGUCACCCAGGGCGGGUACGUAUUGGGAGGGGGGGGCAGCGAAGGAGGAACAUAUCCAGUCCACAAACACCAGAGCAGCACUGCAAAAGUGAGUAGGGCGGGUGUGUGUCUGGUUCAUAAAAAAGUAAAAACAACACUACUAGGAUGCAUGUGGAGUUGGAAUGAUGCAAUUAGUCUUUCAUAGAUGAGAUAUAGCUCUAAGCGCGAGGAGAUCUAUUCUCGUCGCCUCUAUAGAUCGAUAUCAUAUAUGAGCGGCGAGAGGAGAGAGGGAAAGACCGGAAAGAAAGGAGGAAAGGGAAGAAAAAAAAAACAAAAAAAAAAUCCCCCCCCCCCCCCCCCCCCCCGCCCCACCCCCCCCCCCCCCCCUCCAGGUAAGUGCUGCUAGAUCAACUUAGGGUGCUGAGGGGGUCAGUCUGCCUCGCUGUACCCUCUACUGCCACUACCUCUUACACUGUCAGGAACACAAACUAGAACCUGUCAACGCUGCCUCCUUCGGCAAGCUCAUCAGAUCUGUCUUCAUGGGGCUGAGGACAAGACGCCUGGGCACACGGUAUGUACAGUACAGAUAUAUACACACGUCUAUAUAACACACACAUCUAUAUAACACACACGUCUAUAUAACCACACACGUCUAUAUAACACACACACGUCUAUAUAAACACACACAUCUAUAUAACACACACGUCUAUAUAACACACACGUUAUAUAACACCACAAUCUAUAUAACACACCGUCUAUAUAAACACCAGUCUAUAUAAACACCACACGCUCAGAUAACCCACACGUCUAUAUAAACACACACACGUCUUAUUAAACACACCACAUCUAUAUAAACACCACACAGUCUAUAUAACACACCACAGCUAUAUAACCACAAACAGUCUAUAUAACACACACAUCUAUAUAACACACACGUCUAUAUAUAACAAACACAGUCUAUAUAACACACACAUCUAUAUAACACACACGUCUAUAUAACACACACAUCUAUAUAACACACACAUCUAUAUAACACACACGUCUAUAUAACACACACGUCUAUAUAACACACACGUCUAUAUAACACACACGUCUAUAUAAACACACACACGUAGAUAAAAACACACGUAUUAUAACACCACACGGUCUAAUAACACACACGUCUAUAUAAACACACACGUCGAUAAUACACACACAUAUAUAACCACCAACACGUCUAUAGAACACCACACAUCUAUAAACACAACACGUCUAUAUAAUACACACAACGUCAUAUAUAAACACAGGUUAUAAAUACACACACGCUAUAUAAACACAAACUCUAUAUAACCACACACCAUCAUAUAAACACACCACAAGUCUAUAUUAACACCACCCGUCUAUAUAACACACAGUCUAAUCAACACACAGUAUAUAUAAACAAACACGUCUAUAUAACACACACGUCUAUAUAACACACACGUCUAUAUAACACACACGUCUAUAUACCACAGCAGUCUUAUAUAACACCACACGUCUAUUAACACAAACGUCUAUUAUAACACAACCGUCUAGAUAAAAACACACACCUAUUAACACAACAUCUAUAUAACAAAAACGUCUAUAAACCACCAAGUCGAUAUAAACACACACGUCUAUAUAACACACACGUCUAUAUAACACACACGUCUAUAUAACACACACCUAUAUAACACACACAUCUAUAUAACACACACGUCUAUAUAACACACACACAUCUAUAUAACACACACAUCUAUAUAACACACACGUCUAUAUAACACACACGUCUAUAUAACACACACACAAUCUUAAUAAACAAACACAUCUAUAUAACAACACCACAAUAUAUAUAACACACACAAUCUAUAUAACACACAACAUCUAUAUAACACAAACGUCUUAUAACACACACGUCUAUAUAAAACCCACACACGUAUAUAUAACCACACAACGUCUAUAUAACACACACGUCUAUAUAAAACCACCACGUCUAUAUAACACAACACAGGCUUAUUAACCACACACGUCAUAUAAACAACACAGUCUAUAAACCCCACCACGUAUAUAUAACACACACGUAUAAUAACACACACCCGUCUAUAUAACACACACCAAGUCGAUAUAACACACACGUCUAUAUAAAACACACGUAAUUAACACACACAAUCUAUAUAACACACACCGUCUAAUAUAACACCCCACACGUCUGAUAUAAUCCACAAACUAUAUACACACACGUUCUAUAUAAACACCCACACGUCAUAAAACACACACGUCUAUAUAACACACACAUCUAUAUAACACACACGUCUAUAUAACACACACGUCUAUAUAACACACACGUCUAUAUAACACACACAGUCUAUAUAACACACACACGUCUAUAUAACACACACGUCUAUAUAACACACACGUCUAUAUAACACACACGUCUAUAUAACACACACGUCUAUAUAACACCCAACAGUCUAGAUAACACACACGUCUAUAACACACAGUCUUAUAAAACACACAUAUAUAUAACACACACGUCUAUAACCCAGCACGUCAUUAUAACAACACCUCUAAACACACACACUAUAUAUAACACCCACACGGUCUAAUAACACACACACGUCUAUUUUAACACACAGUCUAUAUAACCACACACGUUCUAUAGAAACAACACACCUAUAUAGAACACACACAUCUAUAAACACCACACAACUAUUAAAACACACACGUAUAUUAUCACAACACCGUCUAUAUAACACAAAACACAUUAUAAACACACAGUCUAUAUAACACCACACACGUCUAUAUAACACACACAGUCUAUAUAACACAAGUUAAUAUAACACCACACGGCUAUAUAACACAACACGUCUAAUAUAACACAACACGUCUAUAUAACACACCAACGUCUAUUAUAAACACAAACGGCUUAUAAACACACCACGUCUAUAAACAACACACACGUCUAUAUAACACCCACGUCUAAAUAACACACACCUAUAUUCAACACACACAUCUAUUAUAAACACACACGUCUAUAUAAACACACACAUCUAUAUAAACACACACAUCUAUAUAACAACACAAGUCUAUUUAUAACCACAGCCCAUCUAUAUAACACACACAUCUAUAUAACACACACACAUCUAUAUAACACACACACAUCUAUAUAACACACACACAUCUAUAUACACACACACAUCUAUAUAACACACACGUCUAUAUAAACACAACGUUAUAUAACAACACACGUCUUCUCUAACACACACGUCUAUAUAACACACAAGUCUAUAUUAACCACAAAAUCUAUAUAAACCACACCACACGGUCUAUAUAACACACACGUCUAUAUAACACCAAGUCUAUAUAACACACACGGUCUCUAUAACACAUCACGUCUAUAUAAAACACACACGUCUAUAUAACACCCACCAACACUUCUAUAGAACACAAACGUCUAUAUACCACACCACAAGUCUAUAGAAACACAAGUCUACUAAACACACACGUCUAUAUAACCCACCACAACUAUAUAACACACACGUCUAAUAUAACACACCACGUCUAUAUAACACACACGUCUAAUAUAACACACACAAUAGAUAACACACACGUCUAUAUAAACACACACGUCUAUAUAACACAACAAGUAUAUUAACACACACGUCUACAUAUAACACCACCACACGUCUCUAUAUAACACACACCGUCUAUAUAACACACACACGUCUAUAUAACAUACACACGUCUAUAUAACACACACGUCUAUAUAACACACACGUCUAUAUAACACACACAUCUAUAUAACACACACGUCUAUAUAACACACACGUCUAUAUAACACAAACUCUAUAACCCACACACGUCUAUAUAACACACACACGUCUAUAUAACACCACAGUCGAUAAACACCAACUCUAUUAACACACACAUCUAAUAACACACACACGUCUAUAUAACCCACAGUCGAAUAAAAACCACACGUCUAUAUAACACACACGUCUAUAUAACAAACACGUCUAUAUUAACAAACACAUUAGAUAACACACACGUCUAUAGACACACACGUCUAGAUAACACACACAUCGAUAAAACACACACAACUAUAUACACAACGUCAUAGAAACAACACACGUCUAUUAACCACACACAUCUAUAACACACACACGUCUAUAUAAACACAACAGUCUAUAUAACACACACAGUCCUAUAACACACAGUCUAAUACACACACGUCUAUAUAACACACCGUCUAUAUAAAAAACACAACACGUCUAUAUAACCACACAAUUCUAUUAACCACACGUCUAUAUAAAACCACACGUCUAUAUAACACACAGUCUAUAUAACACACACGUCCUAUAUAACACACACGUCUAAUAUAACACACACCAUCUAUAUAACCACACGUAUAUGUAACCACACACGUCUAUGUAACAACAAACGUCUUAUAUAACCACACACGUCUAUUAAACACACACUCUAUAUAACACACCGUCUAUAUAAACACCACCAGUCUAUAUAACACCAGUCUAUAUAACACACCAUUCUUAUAUAACACACACGUCUAUGUAACACACACGUCUAUAUAACAACACAUCUAUUAUCACACACACGUCUAUAAACACACACGUCUUAUUCGAACACCCACACAUCUAUAUAACACACACGUCUAUGUAACACACACGUCUAUAUAUAUACCACCACCGUCUUAUAACACACACGUCAUAUAACACACGUCUAGUAUAACACACACGUCUAUAUUAACACAAACAUCUAUAUAACACACAAACAUCUUAUAAACCACACACACAUCUAUAUAACACACACAAGUUAUAUAAACACACACGGUCAUAUAACACCACACGUCUAUAUAACACACACACAGCAUUAACACACACAAUCUAUAUAACACACAGUCAUAAUAAACACACAGUCUAUCUAACCCACACACACAUAAUAUAAAAACACACACCAAAUCAUAUAACACACACGUUAUAUAACACAUACGUCUAUAUAAACACAAGGCUCUAUAACAAACACGUCUAUAUAACCCACAACGUCUAUAUCACACACAACCAUAUAUAAAACACCAAAGUCUAUAUAACACACACGUCUAUAUACACCAAACGUCUAUAUAACACAACCUAUUAUAACACACACGUUAUAUACACCACACGUCUAUAGAACACACACCUAUAUACACACACCUAAUACCACCACACAUCUAAUAAACACACACGUCUAUAUAACACACACACCUAUAUAACACACACAUCUAUAUACAACACACGUCCAAUAACACCACAGUCUAUAUAACACACACAUCUAUAAACACACACCAAAUCUAUAUAACACACACAUCUAUAGAACACACACACGUCUAUAUACACACACGUCUAUAGAAACCACACACAUCUUUUAUAUAAACAAACACACACAUCUAUAUAACACACACUUUAAUAUAACACACACGCUAUAGAACACACACGUCUAAAACACACACAUCUAUAUAAAAACACACAAACUAUUAUAACCACACACGUCUAUUAUAACAAAACACGUCUAUAUAACACACACAUCUUAUAACACACACACGUUAUAGAUAACACCCACACGUCUAUAAAACACACCACACAUCUAUAUAAACACCACGUCUAUAGUAACACACAGUCUAUUAUAAACACACGUCUAUAUAACACACACAUCUACUAUAACACCACACGUCUAUGUAACACACACGUUAUAAACCAAACACAUAGAUAUAACACACACGUUAUAUAACACACCGUCGAUUAUAACACACACAUCUAUAUAACACACACGUCUAUGUAACACACCACGUCUAUAUAAAAACACACGUAUAUAAAACACACGUCUAUAUAAAACACACGUCUACUAUAACACCCACCAAAAUCUAUAUAACACCACAAACAUUCUAUAUAACACACACCCGUCUAUUAUAACACACACACGUCUAUAAACAACAGUCUAGAUAACACACACCAUCUAUAUAACACACACACAUCUAUAUAAACACACACGUCUAUAUAACACACACGUCUAUAUAACACACACAAAGUCUAUGAAACACACAAACAGCUUAUAUAACACCACACGGCUUAGAACACAUAAGUCUAUAUAACAGUUAUAUAACACACACGUCUCAUAACACACACGUCUAUAUAACACAACCUAUAUAACAAAACGUCUAUAUAACACACACGUCUAUAUAACACACACGUCUAUAUAACACACACGUCUAUAUAACACACACACGUCUAUAUAACACACACACGUCUAUAUAACACACACGUCUAUAUAACACACACACAUCUAUAUAAACACACACAUCUAUAUAACACACACGUCUAUAUAACACACACAUCUAUAUAACACACACGUCUAUAUAACACACACAUCUAUAUAACACACACAACUAUAUAAACACCACGCUAUAUAAACACCACGUCUAUAUAACACAAAUCUAUAACACACACACGUAUAUGAACACACACACGUCUAUAUAACACAACACGUCAUUUAAACACACACACACGUCUAUAUAAACACACACGUCUAUAUAACCACACGUCAUAUAACACAGCACGUCUAUAUAACACAACACUCUAUAUAACCACACCGUUUUAUAUAACACACACGUCUAUAUCAACACACACGUCUAUAUAAAAACACACGUCUAUAUAAACACCACACACGUAUUAUAUAACACACACGUCUAAUAACCAACGUCUAUAUAACACCACACGUUAUAUAACACCACACAUCUAUAUAACACACACGGUCUAUAGAACACCACACGUCUAUAUAAACACAAACGUCUAUAUAACACACACAUCUAUAUAACACCACACUCUUAUAACCACACAUCUAUAUAACACACACGUCUAUGUAACACACACGUCUAUGUAACAAAACGUCUAUAUUAACACACACUCUAUAUAACACCCACGUCUAUAUAACACACACGUUCUAUAACACACACGUCUUAGACACACGUAUCUAACACACACAUAUAUAUAACAAACACGUCUAUGUAACACACACGUCUAUAAACACACACAUCGAUAUAAAACACACACGUUCUAAAUAUAACACCACACGUCUAUAUAAACACAAAUCGAUUAAAAAACACACACGUCUAGUAAACAACAAACGUCUAGAUAACCAACACGUCUAUAUAACACAACUGUCUAUAUAAAACACACACGUCUAUAUAACACACACGUAUAUAUACACACACACUCUAUAUAAACCCACACACGUAUAUUAUGAACACACACACGUCUAUAUAACACACACCAUCUAUAUAACCACACACAAUCUAUAUAACACACACGUAUAUAGAACACACACGUCUAUAUAACCAACCACAACAUCUAUAUAACACACACACAUUCUAAUAACACAACCGUCGAUAUAACAUAUAGUCUAUAAAACACACGUCGAUAUAACACACAGUCUAUUAUAACACAAACGUGAUAGAUACACACACCGAUAUAAACACAAAACGUCUAUAAACACACACGUCUAUAGAACACACCACCUAUAUAACACACACGUCUAGAUAACAACACCUCUAGAUAAACACACCUAUUAUAAACACACACAUCGCUAUAACACCACCACAGCGAUAGACACACACGUCUAUAUAACACACAACCUAUUAUAACACACAUUAUAUAACACACACGUUAUAUAACACACACGUCUAUAUAAAACACACAAUCUAUAUAACACACACAAGAUAUUAAACCAAACACCACGGUCUAUAUAACACACAACGUCUUUAUAAACACAAACGUCUAUAUAACACACACACAUUAUAUAACCACACAACUCGAUAUAAACACACCCACGUCUAAUAACACACACGUCUAUAGCACACACACAAAAAACAUCUAUAUAACACAAACACAUCAUAUAAACACAGUCUAUAUAACAACCAUUAAGUCUAUAAUAACAAACGUCUAUAAAACACACAGUCUAUAUAACACACACGUCUAUAUAACACCACGUUCUAUAUUAACACAACGUCUAUAGAAACACACACGUCUAUAUAACACACACCUAUAUAACACACACGUCUAUAUAACACACACGUCUAUAUAACACACACCUAUAUAACACACACCUAUAUAAAACACAAAAAUCAUAUAACCACACACGUUAUAUAACACACCCAUCUAUAUAACACACACGUUAUCCAGAAAGCACACACCCUAUAAACACACACGUCUAUAUAACACACACGUCUUAGAGAAAACACAAAUCUAUAUAAAACACACACCGUCUAUAGAACACAACGUCGAUAGAGACACACAAAUCUCUAGAACCACACACGUCUAUGUAACACACAGUUAAUUACUGCCAGUGGCAACUUCUAUGUAAAUAUACAUUUAUUGAGAAUGUAACACAAUAAAUAUGAAUUGUGAUGUGUUGUGUGUGUCAGAGGGAACUCUAAGUACCACUACUAUGGUCUUCGUAUCAAGGCCAGCUCCUCUCUACUCCGACUGAUAGACGACCAGCAGCACCUAGCCAUAAGACAGCAACCCUUCUCUCAGAAACACAGGUAGGGGGGUGUUUCUUCCAGUUUGGUAUCUAUUGCUCUCCUCUUCUCUCUCUCUCUCUCUAUCUCUAUCUCUAUCUAUAAUUGGCGCUGUAGUGUGACUGACAGCUGUUCUGUCCAAUAGGAUAAAGCCGGUGCAGAAGGUGGAGGGCAUGACCAAUGGGAUGUCUCUGGGGGCGGGGCAGCAGCAGGGGGCAGGGCUCAGUGACAUCUCAGCUCAGGUGCAGCAGUACCAGCAGUUCCUGGGUGAGUGGACAGGGACUAGGUACACCACACACACACACACACACACAAACACCAACACAAGGAGCGGGAAUAGCCAGUCACCCCUCCUGUCAGCCAACGCAAGAGCAGCUCCUAAAAAGCUGCCGUUACUGGAGGUGAAAUGUGCUUUUGUAAAGCCCAGUCAUUGCGCAACAAAUAACAAUUCUAAAUGCAAUCUCGUGUUAAAAACAGUUUUGAUGGCCACGAUUAAAAAUAACGACUUUUUAUUUCUCAAUCUCAAGUCGUAAUUAAAACGCGCCUCCCAUUCGCCAUUCGAGUGCAUAGGCGUUAGUCAACGCUAGGCAGGCUAUCAGCGUCACCCACCACUUGGAUAGUACAACACUAGGCAGGCUAUCAGGGUUCCCACCCACUUGGAGUGAUAGGCGUUAGUCACGUAGCAGGGCUAUCAGAGUCACCCACCACUUGGAUAGUCAAACACUAGGCAGGCUAUCAGCGUCACCCACCACGGGCAGUUUAGAAAUAGAAUUGUUUUGAAACCUGUUUACUUACUUGCUUAAAGUAGCCUGACUAAAUGAAUCCAUAGGAAAACGUUUAUAAAGACUUCCUCAUGCCAUUAACCAGCAUUAUCGCCUGUUCUAUGGGUUCACAUAAACUUUCUUUCGUGCCCCAGAAGUCCAAGGCACCAUCCUAGUCAUAUUAGCAACCCAUCCUAGUUGAUAUUAGAUCUCACCCUAAUUCUAAAUUUUACUGGAUUUAAUCUCUGUCACAAUGAAACUUUCGGGAUCAGGUGCGCUGUUAGAAACGUGCCCCCCUUUCCUAAUCCAGCUCUUCGUCUUCCCUCAAUCUUUUCAUCUCACAAUGCUGCCCCUCCUCAAAACGAUUCUUUAAACCGCGCGUUGGGGGCGCUCUGCUGUCCUUCUUCUGGUGUGAGGCGAUUCCUGCCGUUUACCCCAUCUCCCUAACAUUUGCCUCCUGAGUUGCUAGGAGAUCGCGGGGGCUUCCGUCUCCCCCACUCUAACCUUGCGCUCUCCUCAACCCCCCUGUCUAUCCUUUUCCUCGAUCGCCCCGCUCUAACCAUAUCCCUCCUCCCUUUUCUCCUCACUCCAUGCCUCCUCCCUUUUCUGUUCGAUUGUUGGGCGUUACGACUCUUCUAUUCUUUUCCUGGCUAAGAGCACCCUUUCGUCUCUGAAUGGAUCGGCCGGCGGUUGCCGAUGGCCGGGACCGGUCGGCCCUCACCCCGGGGAGGGGUGUCUGCUCCGCCUCCGGUUGGUGGGUCUAGGGGCGCCUUGUGUCCCUCUCGUGGGUGGCGUGGGGUUGCGGGGCUGCUAGGCCACUUGACGCGACCAUUCUGCUCGUCAUCUAUUUUCAUUCGCCAGGCCGUGGGUGGGGGUGGGGGGGUCGGCAAGGGGGCCGCGGGGGGGACCCCUGGCCCCUGGGGGGGGGUGGGCCGGGGGGCGUGCCCCGGUCUGGGCUCCUCUACCCGUGUGGGGUGUCCGGGGCAUACUCCGGGGGGGGGGGGGCUCGGCCGGGGGGUGGGGGGGGUCGCUUGGCGGGCGGGGGGUGGGGGCACGGGGAGGGGGGCACCCUUUUCAACCUCCUUUUGUUUUCGGGGGGGCGUCGGGCGCGCGUGUUUGGGGUGUUCUUAUUUUUUUUUUUUUUUUUUUUUCCCGCGAAUUGCAUGAGUAAAAGUUGAAAAUGACGUUUUCUUAACUGACUUCGUUACAGGAGUUGCAUGUUCAAUAAUAGGCUCUAGCCUUUUGGACUGUAAAUAUAGGCUUGCUAUGGUUGCGUGUUCCAUUAAUGAAAAAGUCCGUUCCUUGUAUGCAUGCAUAGUCUUUUUCGUUGGUCAUGUCAUUUUACUGUUGGAAAAAUGUUUACCGUUUGUUGACCAGUAAAGAGUUAGUCGGCAGCAAAAUUGACCGAAAGGUGCAUCCAUAGCGCACACACACACACACCCACACACACCGUAGUAGUAACACACGUCUCAGAUGUAAAAUGCGCUUAAACAUAGCCUAGGAAACAUUAUGAACAAGGGGGAAUUUCCAUGCACACAUAUAAACACAUUGUUUUAAAUCAUCAAACAUAUAAUUACACACAUAAUAACACAACAAUGUAAACUGUUGUUGUUGUGUUGGUGUCCAGGACGCGUCACGGGCGGUGCCCGAGUCCCAGAGUUGGAUUCUGCCAGACGGACCUCUUCCAGAGGGAUGGAUCAUUCCAGAACCCCAUCACAGCCCUCCAACAGCUUACAGGGAUGGACCACUGUGAGGUAUACAUUCUCCUACGCACGUGGCUUAUGUCGUACUUAUGUCAGUCUUAUGAAGUGUUGUGUAUAUUAGCAGGGCUAUGUCUGUCUUGAUGAGGCUAAGUUACUGAUGAUGAGUUGAGAAGUUGAAAUCAGGUGUGUUAGUUACAGGAACAGGAUGGGAAACACUGUGUUAUUCUAUGUAGUGUAAUGAAAUGUAGAGGGUUAGUCAGUUCUAAUGUAGUGCUAGGUCAGUCUAAGGAGUGCUAUGUCAGUCUAAUGUAGUGCUGGUCGUCUAUGUAGUGUGAUGUCUGUCUAAUGUACGGCUUUGUCAGUCUAAUGUAGUGUUAGGUCUUGUCUAAUGUAAUGCUAUGUCAGUCUAAUGUAGUUUUAGUCAGUCUAAUGUAGUGUUAUGUCUGUCUAAUGAAGUCUUCUGUUAGUUAAUGUAGGGUUAUGUCUGUCUAAUGUUUCUAGUCUUAUUGUUAGCUAAUGUAGUGCUUUGUCUAAUGUAGGCUAUGUACAGUUGUUAUGUGGUCAAAUGUCAUGUUAUGUUAGGCUAUGUAGUGUAUGACUUUUAUCUUUCAUGUCUGUUAAGUAGUCUAUGUCAGUCUACAGGUUGUGGUAUGUCAGUCUAAUGUCGGUAAUAUCAGAAAUGUAGAGUUUUAUCAUUAUUACGUAGUGCUAGUCGUCUAAGUAGUGCUAUGUCAGUAUCAGUAGUGAUAGGUCAGUCUUCAAGUAGUGCUAUGUCAGGUCUAACGAGUGCUAGGUCAGUCUUAACGUAGUGCUAUGUCAGUCUUUGCAGGCCAUUCUCGAUGUGUGGUGAACCUGCAGUUUCACUCGGGUGGAGACACUGUGGAAAACCUUCUGGAGGGUCAGCGAGAGGCAUCGACGCAGACACACUUCAGCGUGUGAGUGAAACACACACGCGCACACAAAUUCUAGUGUCACACAUUACAUUAAACAUCACGCAAUCUAACAAAUAUUGUGGUGGUCUCCAGUCUAUGGUGAGUCAGAGCGAGCGUUCUACCUAAGUGGUACAUGGUGGUUGCUGGAAGUACCAGCAUGUUAAUUCACUGGACCAGAGACGUGACAACACACGGACCAGGCCCUGUGGAGAUCCCUCAACCUGACUACCGAAACCAUCCCCAGUGAGUUAGAAUUAGGGAUAAUAACAUGAAAUUAGGGCUACAUAAGCAUGACAUUAGAGCUACAUAACCUGACAUUAGAGCUUACAUAACAUGACAUUAGAGCUAUAACACGACAUUAGAGCUGAUAACACGACAUUUAGAGCUACGUAACAAACAUUCGAGUACAUAACAACGACUUAGUCGAGUUCUAUCAAACGAAAUUAGAGCUUACGUAACAUGACAUUAGAGCACAUACAUGGACAUUAGCGCAUACAUAACAUGAAUUAGAGCACAUAACAUGACAGAGAGCUACGUAAAACAUGACCAUAGGGCUACAUAACAUGAAUUAGAGCUACAUAAGUAGGGAAACGAAGUUUGAUCCCUGCUAUUUGUACGUUUGGCGCUGACAUAAAUGAUCAGUCUUAAUUUUAAUGGGAGGUUUUAUUUGAACAGUGAAUGAGAGACAGAAUAACAACAACAAAAAAUCCAGAUAACGCAUGUCAAAAAUUGUAUAAUUGAUUUGCAUUUUAAUGCGGGAAAUAAGUAUUGACCCACUCUCUCAGAAAGAUUGCUGGUCCCAGGUGUCUUUUUACAGGUACCGAGCGAGAUUAGGAGCACACUCUUUAAGGGAGGCUCUAAUCUCAGUUUCGUUACCUGUAUAAAAGACACCUGUCCACUAGAAGAAGGCAAUCAACAAAUCAGAUUUCCAAACUAUCCACCCAUGGCAAGACCAAAAGAGCCUCCAAGGAUGUCAGGGACAAGAUUUAUAGACCUACAAGGAUGGAAUGGGGCUACAAGACCAUCGCCAAGCAGCUUGGUGGAGAAGGUGACAAACAUUGAUGGCCACGAUUAAAAAUAACGACUUUUUAUUUCUCAAUCUCAAGUCGUAAUUAAAACGCGCCUCCCAUUCGCCAAUCGAGUGCAUAGGCGUUAGUCAACGCUAGGCAGGCUAUCAGCGUCACCCACCACUUGGAUAGUCAACACUAGGCAGGCUAUCAGCGUCACCCACCACUUGGAGUGCAUAGGCGUUAGUCAACGUAGGGCGGCAUCAGCUUGAGUGCAUAGGCGUUAGUCAACGCUAGGCAGGCUAUCAGCGUCACCCACCACUUGGCAGUAGAAUUGUUUGAAACCUGUUUUACUUUACUUGCUUCAAAGUAGCCUUGACUAAAUGAAUCGAUAGAAACUGUUAUAAAGACUUCCUCAUGCCAUUAACCAGCAUUUCUCUCCUGUUCUAUUGGUUUUCACAUCAACUUUCUUUCGUUGCCCAGAAGUCCAAGGCACCAUCCUAGUCAUAUUAGCAACCCAUCCUAGUUGCUAUUAGAUUCCCCCUAAUUCUAAAUUUCUAACUGAGAUUUUAAUCUCUGUCACAUAUGGAACUUCUGGGAUCAGGUGCGCUGUUUAGAACUGUGUUUUCCCGCGAUUUGCAUUUUGUAAAAGUUAGAAAAUGACGUUUUAUUAACUGCUUCGUUACAGGAGUUGCAUGUUCAAUAAUAGGCUAUAGCCUUUUGACUGUAAAACUAUAGGCUUGCUAUUGUUGCGUGUUUCCAUUAAUGAAAAAUGUCCGUUCCUUGUAUGCAUGCAUAGUCUUUUCUGUUGGUCAUGUCAUUUUACUGUUUGGAAAAAUGUUUACCGUUUGUUGACCAGUUAAAGAGUUAGUCGGCAGCUAAAUUGACCGAAAUGUGCAUCCCUAGCGCACACACACACACACACACACACACACACCCACCCGUAGUAACACACUGUCUCAGUAUGUAAAUAAUGGCUUAAACAUAGCUAGGAAACAUACUGACCAAUGUGAUGCACACAUAUAAACACAUUGUUAAAUCAUCAACAUAUAAUUCCACACAUAAUAACACAACAAUGUAAACAUGUUGUUGUUGUUGUCCAGACGCGUCACGGGCGCUGCCUGAGUUCCCAGAGUUGGAUCUGCAGGACGGACCUCUUCCAGACGGGAUCAUUCCAGAACACAUCACAGCCUUCCAACAGCUCUACAGGGAACACUGUGAGGUAUACAUUCUACUACGCACUGCUGGCUUAUGUCAGUCUUAUGUCAGUCUUAUGAAGUGUUGUGUAUAUUAUGCAGGGCUAUGUCUGUCUUGAUUGAGCUAAUGUUAAUGAUGAUGAGUUGAGAUGUUGAAUCAGGUGUGUUAGUUCCAGGACCAGGAUUGGGAAACACUGUGUUAGUCUAUUGUAGUGUAAUGAAAAUGUAGUGUUUAUGUCAGUCUAAUGUAGUGCUAUGUCAGUCUAAUGUAGUGCUUUGUCAGUCUAAUGUAGUGUUAUGUCUGUCUAAUGUAGUGCUUUGUCAGUCUAAUGUAGUGUUAUGUCUGUCUAAUGUAGUGUUAUGUCAGUCUAAUGUAGUUUUAUGUCAGUCUAAUGUAGUGUUAUGUCUGUCUAAUGUAGUCUUAUGUUAGUCUAAUGUAGUGUUAUGUCUGUCUAAUGUAGUCUUAUGUUAGUCUAAUGUAGUGCUUUGUCUAAUGUAGGUCUAUGUCCAGUUAUGUGGGUCAAAUGUCAUGUUAUGUUAGUCUAAUGUAGUGUUAUGACUUUCUAUCUUUCAUGUCUGUUAAAGUACUAUGUCAGUCUACAGGUGUGUUAUGUCAGUCUAAUGUAGUGUAAUAUCAGACAAAUGUAGAGUUUUAUCAUUCUUACGUAGUGCUAUGUCAGUCUCACGUAGUGCUAUGUCAGUCUCACGUAGUGCUAUGUCAGUCUCACGUAGUGCUAUGUCAGUCUCACGUAGUGCUAUGUCAGUCUCACGUAGUGCUAUGUCAUGUCUGUGCAGGCCAUUCUCGAUGUGAUGGUGAACCUGCAGUUCACUCUGGUGGAGACACUGUGGAAAACCUUCUGGAGGUUCAGCGAGAGCAUCGACGCAGACACACUCAGCGUGUGAGUGAAACACACACGCGCACACACAUUCUACGUGUCACACAUUACAUUAUAACACACGCAAUCUAACAAAUAUUGUGUGUGUGUCUCCAGUCAUGGUGAGUCAGAGGAGCGUCUACCUAAGUGGUACCUGGUGGUGCUGUGUAAGUACCAGCCUGUUCUUCACUGGACCAGAGACUGUGACAACACACUGUACCAGGCCCUGGUGGAGAUCCUCAUACCUGACGUACUACGACCCAUCCCCAGUGAGUUAUGACAUAGGGCUACAUAACAUGACAUUAGGGCUACAUAACAUGACAUUAGAGCUACAUAACACGAUAUUAGAGCUACAUAACAUGACAUUAGAGCUACAUAACAUGACAUUAGAGCUACAUAACACGACAUUAGAGCUACAUAACACGACAUUAGAGCUACGUAACACAACAUUAGAGCUACAUAACACGACAUUAGAGCUACAUAACACGACAUUAGAGCUACGUAACAUGACAUUAGAGCUACAUAACAUGACAUUAGAGCUACAUAACAUGACAUUAGAGCUACAUAACAUGACAUUAGAGCUACGUAACAUGACAUAGGGCUACAUAACAUGACAUUAGAGCUACAUACAGUGAGGGAAAAAAGUAUUUGAUCCCCUGCUAAUUUUGUACGUUUGCCCACUGACAAAUAAAUGAUCAGUCUAUAAUUUUAAUGGUAGGUUUAUUUGAACAGUGAGAGACAGAAUAACAACAACAAAAAUCCAGAUAAACGCAUGUCAAAAAUUGUAUAAAUUGAUUUGCAUUUUAAUGAGGGAAAUAAGUGUUUCACCCCCUCUCAAUCAGAAAGAUUUCUGGCUCACAGGUGUCUUUUAUACAGGUAACGAGCUGAGAUUAGGAGCACACUCUUAAAGGGAGUGCUCCUAAUCUCAGUUUGUUACCUGUAUAAAAGACACCUGUCCACAGAAGCAAUCAAUCAAUCAGAUUCCAAACUCUCCACCAUGGCCAAGACCAAAGAGCUCUCCAAGGAUGUCAGGGACAAGAUUAUAGACCUACACAAGGCUGGAAUGGGCUACAAGACCAUCGCCAAGCAGCUUGGUGAGAAGGUGACAACAGUUGGUGCGAUUAUUCGCAAAUGGAGCCCCUCGGCCCGGGGCCAUACAAGAUCUCACCUCGUGGAGUUGCAAUGAUCAUGAGAACGGUGAGGAAUCAGCCCAGAACUACACGGGAGGAUCUUGUCAAUGAUCUCAAGGUAGCUGGGACCAUAGUCACCAAGAAAACAAUUGGUAACACACUACGCCGUGAAGGACUGAAAUCCUGCAGCGCCCGCAAGGUCCCUCUGCUCAAGAAAGCACAUAUACAGGGCCGUCUGAAGUUUGCCAAUGAACAUCUGAAUGAUUCAGAGGAGAACUGGGUGAAAGUGUUGUGGUCAGAUGAGACCAAAAUCGAGCUCUUUGGCAUCAACUUAACUCGCCUAGUUUGGAGGAGGAGGAAUGCUGCCUAUGACCCCAAGAACACCAUCCCCACCGUCAAACAUGGAGGUGGAAACAUUAUGCUUUGGGGGUGUUUUUCUGCUAAGGGGACAGGACAACUUCACCGCAUCAAAGGGACGAUGGACGGGGCCAUGUACCGUCAAAUCUUGGGUGAGAACCUCCUUCCCUCAGCCAGGGCAUUGAAAAUGGGUUGUGGAUGUGUAUUCCAGCAUGACAAUGACCCAAAACACACGGCCAAGGCAACAAAGGAGUGGCUCAAGAAGAAGCACAUUAAGGUCCUGGAGUGGCCUAGCCAGUCUCCAGACCUUAAUCCCAUAGAAAAUCUGUGGAGGGAGCUGAAGGUUCGAGUUGCCAAACGUCAGCCUCGAAACCUUAAUGACUUGGAGAAGAUCUGCAAAGAGGAGUGGAACAAAAUCCCUCCUGAGAUGUGUGCAAACCUGGUGGCCAACUACAAGAAACGUCUGACCUCUGUGAUUGCCAACAAGGGUUUUGCCAUCAAGUACUAAGUCAUGUUUUGCAGAGGGGUCAAAUACUUAUUUCCCUCAUUUAAAAUGCAAAUCAAUUUAUAAAAUUUUUGACAUGCGUUUUUCUGGAUUUUUUUGUUGGAUUUUUAAGUCUCUCACUGUUCAAAUAAACCUACCGUUAAAAUUAUAGACUGAUCAUGUCUUUGUCAGUGGGCAAAUGUACAAAAUCAGCAGGGGAUCAAAUACUUUUUUCCCUCACUAUAACAUGACAUAGGGCUACAUAACACAACAUAGGGAUACAUAACACGACAUUAGAGCUACAUAACAUGACAUUAGAGCUACAUAACACGACAUUAGAGCUACGUAACACAACAUUAGAGCUACAUAACAUGACAUUAGAGCUACAUAACACGACAUUAGAGCUACAUAACACGACAUUAGAGCUACAUAACAUGACAUUAGAGCUACAUAACAUGACAUUAGAGCUACAUAACACGACAUUAGAGCUACUUAACACGACAUUAGAGCUACAUAACAUGACAUUAGGGCUACAUAACAUGACAUUAGAGCUACAUAACACGAUAUUAGAGCUACAUAACAUGACAUUAGAGCUACAUAACAUGACAUUAGAGCUACAUAACAUGACAUUAGAGCUACAUACCACGACAUUAGAGCUACAUAACACGACAUUAGAGCUACAUAACACGACAUUAGAGCUACAUAACAUGACAUAGGGCUAUCAUAAGUUGAAUGCACCAAUUUGUAAGUCGCUCUGGAUAAGAGCGUCUGCUAAAUGAUGUAAAUGGACAUAACACAACAUAGGUCUACAUAACAUGACAUUAAAGCUACAUAACAUUUAAUUACAUUUACAUUUUAGUCAUUUAGCAGACGCUCUUAUCCAGAGCGACUUACAGUUAGUGAAUACAUAUAUAUAUAUAUAUAUUUUUUUUUAUACUGGCCCCCCGUGGGAAUCAAACCCACAACGCUGGCGUUGCGAACGCCAUGCUCUAUCAACUGAGCUACAUCCCUGCCUGCCAUUCCCUCCCCUACCCUGGACGACGCUAGGCCAAUUGUGCGCCGCCCAUGAGUCUCCCGGUCGCGGCCGGCUGCGACAGAGCCUGGAUUAAUGACAGUACAUACAGUAACUACACAUGUAAUAUGUCUUUUAAAACAUGACUACCUUAUUUUUCUCUCUCUCUCUGUCAGGUGCCUUAACUCAAGCCAUCCGUAACUUUGCCAAGAGUCUGGAGAGCUGGCUGACCAGCGCCAUGAUGAACAUACCAGAGGAGAUGGUCCGCAUCAAGGUGUGAUCUCGCACACAACACACACACACACACACACACAAUACAAACACUCUUCCACAAAACUACAUUUCCUCUCCCCCCUAACCUCCCCUUUUCUCCCCUCCUCUCCCGUCUCCCCCUCCCCCUCUCCUCUCCUCCAGGUGGUGUGUGCGGGGGCGUUUGCCCAGACGCUGCGGCGCUACACCAGUCUAAACCACCUGACCCAGGCAGCCAGGGCCGUCCUCCAGAACACAGCCCAGGUCAAUCAGAUGCUGAGUGACCUCAACAGGGUUGACUUCACCAACGUACAGGUACGUCUGUCUGGAUACCUAUUGAUCUCUCUGUCUUUUGCUCUGUCUCUCUCUCUCUCUCUGUGACCUCAACAGGGUGGAGUUCACCAAGCUACAGGCCUGUCUAUCUGUUUCAUUCUCUCUUGAUAUAUCUGAAUACCUCUUUCUCUCUUCUCUCACGCUCUCUCUCUCUCUCUCUACCUCCCUCUCUGUCUGCCUCUCUCUCUACCUCUCUGUCUACCUCUCUCUGUCUCCCUCCCUCUCUGUCUACCUCCCUCUCUGUCUACCUCCCUCUCUGUCUACCUCCCUCUCUGUCUACCUCCCUCUCUGUCUCCCUCUCUCUGUCUCCCUCUCUGUCUACAUGUCUGUCAAGGCACAGAUCUGUUCCUCUCUACCUUGCUCUCUCUCUCUCCAACCUAUAAGUCUGAACCCCUCCCUCCCUCCCUCCCUCCCUCCCUCUCUUCCCCCCUCUAGGAGCAGGCGUCGUGGGUGUGUCGUUGUGAGGAUGGUGUGGUCCAGAGGUUGGAGCAGGACUUUAAGCAGACGUUACAACAACAUAACUCUCUGGAGCAGUGGGCUGCCUGGUUGGACGGCGUGGUCUCCCAGGUCCUAAAGCCCUACCAACACAGCCCUGCAGCCUUCCCCAAGGCUGCCAAGCUCUUCCUGCUGCGAUGGAGCUUCUACAGGUGAGAGAGAGAGAGAGAGAGAGAGGGAGGGGAGAGAGGGGAGAGAGGGAGAGAGGUAGGAGAGAGGUAGGGGAGAGAGGUGAGGGAGGGGAGACAGAGGGAGGGGAGAGAGGGGGAAAGGAGAGAGAGAGAGAGAGAGAGGGAGGGAGGGGAGAGGAGAGGGGGAGAGAGGGGGUGGGAGGGAGGGAGGGGGGGGGGAGGGGGGGGGUGGGAGGGAGGGGAGGGAGGGAGGGGGAGGGAGGGGAGGGUUGCAGGAGAGGGGAGAGAGGAGAGGGGGAGAGAGAGGGAGGGAGGGAGGGAGGGGAGGAGGGGAAGAGAGGAGAGGGGGAAUAUAAAAAGGAGAUUUGAAGAAAGAGAAAGUGAAGCAAAAGUUAAGAGUUUAGAAGCUGUCAAUAAAUGAAACCAAAUCUACAUUUGGCUCUUUGAUUAGAAUGUAUAUUUCCCCCCCUCUUCCUCUCCACUCUAUCUCUCUGUCUCGCUCUACCCCCCCCCCCCCCCCCCAGUUCCAUGGUGAUCAGGGACUUGACUCUGCGUAGUGCUGCCAGCUUCGGCUCCUUCCACCUGAUCAGACUGCUUUAUGAUGAGUACAUGUACUACCUGAUAGAACACAGAGUGGCCCAGGCUAAAGGAGAGACACCCAUCGCUGUCAUGGGAGAGGUACACACACACACACACACACACACACACACACACACACACUUGCGAGCAAGCAAGCAUGUACAUGGACUCAAGGGCACAUAAACACACAUACUGACACACAUGAUACAUUGCUUAUUGUCUCUCUCUCUCUCUCUCUCUCUCUCAAUUUCAAUUCAAUUCAAUGUAAGGGCUUUAUUGGCAUGGGAAACGUGUGUUUACAUUGCCAAAGCAAGUGAAGUAGAUAGUAAACAAAAGUGAAAUAAACAAUAAAUAUGAAUAUCUCUCCCUCAGUUUGCCAGUGUGGGCAGGAGUCUGAACUUUCAGGAUCCUGAUAAAGGUAAAUGCUUCAUCUCUAUAUUAUACUUCAACCCUUCCAAUGUUUUAUAUCUGACAUAAUGUGGGCACAAUAAACCUGGACUGAUUUGAAAAGGUUAAUAUACAGUUGAAGUCGGAAGUUUACAUACACUUAGGUUGGAGUUAUUAAAACUCGUUUUUUUCAACCACUCCGCAAAUGUCUUGUUAACAAACUAUAGUUUUGGCAAGUCUGUGGGGUCUCCUGUAGCUCAGUUGGUAGAGCAUGGCGCUUGCAACGCCAGUGUUGUGGGUUUGUUUCCCACGGGGGGCCAGUAUGAAAAAUUUAUGCACUCACUAAAACUGUAAGUCGCUCUGGAUAAGAGCGUCUGCUAAAUGACUAAAAUGUCAAAAUGUAAAAGUCGGUUAGGACUUUGUGCAUGACACAAGUCAUUUUUCCAACAAUUGUUUACAGACAGAUUAUUUCACUUAUAAUUCACUGUAUCACAAUUCCAGUGGGUCAGAGGUUUACAUAUACUAAUUUGACUGUGCCUUUAAACGGCUUGGAAAAUUCCAGAAAAGGAUGUCAUGGCUUUAGAAGCUUCUGAUAGGCUAAUUGACAUCAUUUGAGUCAAUUGGAGGUGUACCUGUGGAUUAUUUCAAGGCCUACCUUCAAGCUCAGUGCCUCUUUGCUUGACAUCAUGGGACAAUCAAAAGAAAUCAGCCAAGACCUCAGCAAAAAAAUGGUAGACCUCCACAAGUCUGGUUCAUCCUUGGGAGCAAUUUCCAAAUGCCUGAAGGUACCACGUUCAUCUGUACAAACAAUAGUACGCAAGUAUAAACACCAUGGGACCACGCAGCCGUCAUACCGCUCAGGAAGGAGACGCGUUCUGUCUCCUAGAGAUGAACGUACUUUGGUGCGAAAAGUGCAAAUCAAUCCCAGAACAACAGCAAAGGACCUUGUGAAGAUGCUGGAGGAAACGGGUACAAAAGUAUCUAUAUCCACAGUAAAACGAGUCCUAUAUCGAGAUAACCUGGAAGGCCGCUCAGCAAGGAAGAAGGAAGCCACUGCUCCAAAACCGCCAUAAAAAAGCCAGACUACAGUUUGCAACUGCACAUGGGGACAAAGAUCUUACUUUUUGGAGAAAUGUCCUCUGGUCUGAUUUAAACUAAAAUACAACUGUUUGGCCAUAAUGACCAUCGUUAUGUUUGGAGGAAAAAGGGGUUCGCUUGCAAGCCGAAGAACACCAUCCCAACCGUGAAGCACGGGGGUGGCAGCAUCAUGCUGUGGGGGUGCUUUGCUGCAGGAGGGACUGGUGCACUUCACAAAAUAGAUGGCAUCAUGAGGAAGGAAAAUGAUGUGGAUAUAUUGAAGCAACAUCUCAAGACAUCAGUCAGGAAGUUAAAGCUUGGUCGCAAAUGGGUCUUCCAAAUGGACAAUGACCCCAAGCAUACUUCCAAAGUUGUGGCAAAAUGGUUUAAGGACAACAAAGUCAAGGUAUUGGAGUGGCCAUCACAAUGCCCUGACCUCAAUCCUAUAGAAAAUGUGUGGGGGAACUAAAAAAGCGUGUGCGAGCAAGGAGGCCGACAAACCUGACUCAGUUACACCAGCUCUGUCAGGAGGAAUGGGCCAAAAUUCACACAACUUAUUGUGGGAAGCUUGUGGAAGGCUACUCGAAACAUUUGACCCAAGUUAAACAAUUUAAAGACGAUGCUACCAAAUACUAAUUGAGUGUAUGUAAACUUCUGACCCACUGGGAAUGUGAUGAAAUAAAUAAAAGCUGAAAUAAAUAAAUCAUUCUCUCUACUAUUAUUCUGACAUUUCACAUUCUUAAAAUAAAGUGGUGAUCCUAACUGACCUAAAACAGGGAAUUUUUACUAGGAUUAAAUGUCAGGAAUUGUGAAAAACUGAGUUUAAAUGUAUUUGGCUUAAAUGUGUGUGUGUGUGUGUGUGUCUGUCUGUGUGUCUCAGAUGAGGAAGAUGAUGAGGAGGAGGAGAGUGAUGAAGAGGGGGUAGAGAUGACCAUGCCGUCUAACUCCGCUGGUCUGGGAGAGGGGGAGUCGUCACUGGAGCCACCCAUCAAGCUAGCCAGGACUGACCCCUGA